Molecule: messenger RNA, 693 nt
Organism: Racocetra fulgida
Lineage: Eukaryota; Fungi; Glomeromycota; Glomeromycetes; Diversisporales; Gigasporaceae
Source: the annotation of a GenBank genome assembly
AUGCCGCCAAGACGUAGAAAAACCAAAUCUAAACGACCAAAUUUGAAAAACUUGACACCAGGGAAUUCCGAGAAUACUACGCAAAAGGUAUCUGCAGACGAAGCGGAAAAGUCGAAAAAUUUGCGAACGUCCCCGAAAAGACUUAAAAGUUCAACUACCGAAGAAGAAGAUACUGAGGCUCCUCAACAGACAACCCAAAUUAAAGCUAUUGAAGCUAGCCCCCCUCCAGCAACUUAUACGACACCUAAAAGUGCACGUUUAAGCGGCUUUUUUAAGGCAUCCAAACCAGGCACUUCAGAAAAGGUUUAUGACAAUGCAAAGUCUUUUUUUCGUUUAUCUGCUACCCCAAAAAAACUUGUGGGUCGCGAAACAGAAAGAGACACGAUCACUGAAUUUUUAGAAAAGCAUAUUAUUGAAAAAAAACCUGGAAAUCUUUUUAUUCACGGAAUACCCGGCACUGGCAAAACGGCUCUUGUAAACGAAAUUUAUAAUGAUAUGAAAGAUUCUAUUGAAAAAAAAGCAAAAUGUUCUGUCAAGUUUGUCAAUAUUAAUUGUAUGAGCCUCAAUGAUCCGAAAAAGAUUUACGUGACAAUUUUAGACAUAUUGGACCAAAAGACCGUCACUAAUGGCGUCAAGAGUGCCGAAGAAGUUCUUAACUAUUUAUUUUUAAAAGCAAAAAAGAAUGCUAUGUAG